AUGUCUCCGACAGCGAGCAAGAGUCCUAGUCCACCGCACGACGCGACGCCCGAGCCGAAUACUGCGGCCGCCGCCGAUGCCUCCACUUCUGCUGAACCUAAAGCUUCGGUCUCUACCCCUGCUUCUCCUUCUGCUCAGCCGUCGACAUCCGCAAAGCAUGCUGAUGACGACUCGGCCGAACCUGAGGUCGAUUCCUCAGCUGAUGCUGUGAAAGAUGGUGCCGACGCAGAGAGCUCGUCAACGCCGACGGCGACAGCAUCUGCAGACACCUGGCAGGCGAUCUGGUCUCCUCAGUACAAUGCCUACUAUUUCUUUAACUCUCUCACGCAACAGACGACAUGGGAGAACCCUCUUCAACCGACGACCAACGACCCAGCCGCUGAAGCCUCUACCUCUACCUCCGCCUCCGCCGACCCUUCCACUUCCGCAUCUCCUGCCCCCGACGCCACAUCCACAUCCCCUUCCGCCGCCGACGCCACACCGGCCUCCCUCGCGCAGAUGUACGCGCUUCAAGAAGCGGCAGCCGCGCAAGGUAUCGACCCCUCACUCGCGUAUCUCGACCCAUCAUUGGCUGGUCCCUCUGGAGCGUCGGGAGCAGGCUACUAUCAUACUGCGAAGUUCAACGCUCGAACGGGCGCUUUUGCGCGGCCUGACGCCCGGGAUCCCGGGCAUUUGUCGGAGUUUGAGAGAGCGAAGAGGAUGAGUGAGGUUUAUUUUGAUGUGGGGGCGUGGGAGAAGGAGGUUGAGGCGAGGAAGCAGGAGGAGGCGGCAGAGGAGGAGGCGGGUAAGAAGAGGAAGAGACCGAGUAAGAAGGAUGUGGAGCGAUUCAAAGAACAGAAGAAACAGAAGAAGAUUGCGAAGACGGCUUGGUUGCGUAACUAGUCGAGACUAUAUUCCCCCGCUUGCUGUUCUUCUUGGAACGUACCAGACAAUCAGCUAUGUUUA
Stereum hirsutum FP-91666 SS1 is the source of this 945-nucleotide messenger RNA. RefSeq lists its product as uncharacterized. The transcript is spliced from 2 exons. NCBI's taxonomy places the organism in Eukaryota, Fungi, Basidiomycota, Agaricomycetes, Russulales, Stereaceae. Bases 1 to 882 code for a protein of 293 amino acids. The record is from RefSeq and is a predicted model, not a curated record. Gene Ontology annotation, molecular function: protein binding.